ACGCUGGCCCGUGCGUGGACGAGCAACGGGCUCGCGAGCGAGUAGUGGGGAUGAGCGGGGACGCCGAUUGGCUGCCGUUGAGGCGGGACGCCUACGUCACAGUAUCUUUCGAUGCAAUCAUUAAACCAAGUGAGUGCACGAAAAACAGUGAGUGUGACAUAAGCACAGUGCACCCUUAUCCUGCGCCAUUAGGGUCCUGAUGCAGGAAGCGACGAAGGGUGAAUGACCGGCAACGCUCAAGGGUGAAUCCGAGUCCGCGGGUGUCGAAGCGUCCCGCGCGAUUGAGCGGCACUACGGAUGCGCUAACACGUUCCGGACCCCGCUGUCGAACCCCUUUGUAAAGGGAGGCGCUUGACGAAACUGGAGGGGCGCAGCUUUAGUGGAACGCAGCUCGCAUUGUGUAUCUUCGGGCCGGCUAUAUACAGUUCCGUUUCACUUGUGUAUGCAGCCCGGUCGCGUGCAACGAGUCGCCGUCGAGAUCGACGCCGGAUCGCCAAUCGAUCAUCUCGGCUGAGUGGAUCUAGCGGCGACUGAUCAUUCCCAGUCAGCGAUCAUCAUUAGCGCGGUCGCGGACGGAACGGUCUCGGGAGUGAUUCGCUGAAGAGCUGCAUCGGCGCGAUCGUAAUAAUUUCACAAAACGCCUUUGUAAUUCUGGCUGCAAUAAAAGUGUAGGAUCUGCUUGGAUCCACCGAUCUAGUUGGGAUCGAUGUUGAUCGAGGACUCAGCUUGAUCGGUUUUAGUUAAUCCAGAUUGAUGCUGAUUGAAUAAAAAAUGGAUUUUUGCUGUUAAUAUAAUGAAUAAGACAUCGGAAAAUAUUCCGGAAAAUAAAGACUGCGGCAUCAUGCUCCGAUAGAAAUAGACGCACAUUCAAGCAAAAAGAAGCAAGAGAAAAGGAGGAAGAUGACAUGAAAAGAGACUUGGAGAUCUUGACGAAUGUCGUUGCAUUGUGACUCGUUUACGACUACGCGUGAUAACGAUCGGUAACGAGGAAAAUGGUGUUCGAUUCACUUUGUGAGGAGCAGAGGAAGCAAUUCUUCAGGCAGAAUUAUGGCGCCCAUUUACCGGGGUACACGGGUCACUGUCCCACGCUCAAAUUUCGCGUUGGGAAGAGAUUUGGAGCAAACACAGAAGAAAUAAUGAAGGAAUUAUUAGAGAAGAAAAUUCUCAAGACUGGACCAUACAAGCCAACUUCCGGUAGAGAAGUUCAAUUACCAAGUCCUCGGGACAAGGAGAUUAGGAGAGACUGGAGCAACGAGCCAAGACUGUACCAGGCGCCUCCAUACAUUCUAGGAUAUACCGGAUAUAUUCCUGGCUUCAACAGCAGGUACGGUCUGUCUUUCAUGAGAGCCGUGGAGGCCGGUGCUAAAGAGUGGCACGAGGCGCAGAUGAAGCUAAGGGCACGGCGGGAUGCAAUGAGGGCUCACGCCGAGCGAACGGACCCGAGAAAUCUUCUAUCACGAGCACGGGCGGACAAUGUGGAUAUCGAAAUCGAUCACGGUCAUGAUAAAGACAGAAGAACCUUCGAUUAUCAUGUCUCACCAGAACAACCGCCGAUCGUCGGUUACACAGGUCAUAUCCCAGGUGCAAAAGGAGAAGUUGCGCUCUCGAAGCGGUACGCUCAAGCCGCUAGGAAGGGAUUAGAGCGCGUUCAAAGGGAACGCGAGGAGAGGCUCAGUAGGGCUAAGGACGUGCACGCCGUGCAGAGAGUCCUCGACAAUGCGUAUCUCGAUGAAACGGGAUGCACACGCGCAUAAAAUGGCAUUCACCCUUUUUAGCUACAAUGUAUUUUUUUAUUAGACUUUCUACACUCGGACACUCGAGUAAAAGUAUAUUGAGAUAUUAGAAGAAAAAGAGGAAGAUUAAAAAUAAUUAAAGAAAGAAUCGCUGAACAAGUUCGGCAAUGCAAGCUACCGUAAGCCUCGACACGCUCAUCUCACAUUUCGGUUGGCAAACAUUGCGCGAAUCGAGAAUGUGAGUAAAUGUGAGAAAAUAUCUGUGUCGCCUUUCGCAAAGCGUGUACUUAAGUAGUUCAAUUACAAGAUUGCGUCCAAGUAAAAAGAAAUCUUCCAAAAUUGAUAGAAUUAUAUCUCGCAUUCCAAUUUUGAAUGCUGUGUAAACUAUUAAAACUGCUUUGAGCUUCCAACGUUCAUUACGUGCUUAGAGGCGUACAUACCGAACAUAUAUGCACCUACUAACAUUCUCAAUGUAUUCACUUAAAGAACCAGAAAUUUUUGGAAAUAUUUCUGAUAGGAAAUAUCUUCAAAAACGGGAAUAACGCUCGCUUUGGCAUGCUAGUUCCAUUUCGAACAGAAUGAACACCGACACACGUCUGGUCUUCAGAACUCGCGAAAUGGAUCGUAGCCGAUGUACAAACACCAUUUCCAAUCGCAUGGUACUUAUUAGCGACGUUUUAUCUAUUGAAAUAUGACUGUCUUAUAUUUGUCUGUGUAAAUAAAAAAACGAGAAAGAGAGAGAGAAAAAAAGAAUUCUACUCUUCCGCUUCAUAGAGUAUUCAACAAUACGAAUGUAAAGUGGUACAUAAUUUUUUAAUCGGUAAUAAAAUAAUUACAAAAGC
Molecule: messenger RNA, 2575 nt
Organism: Ooceraea biroi (clonal raider ant)
Lineage: Eukaryota; Metazoa; Arthropoda; Insecta; Hymenoptera; Formicidae
Gene: Ip6k
Product: Inositol hexakisphosphate kinase
Source: RefSeq, a predicted model, not a curated record